AUCAUUUCAUUUAUAUCAAACAUCUACAAUAUGUCCAUCUUCAUCUGCGGCGCAACCGGCACCCAAGGCGGCGCUAUCAUCCACCACCUCCUCAACAAAGGCCUUACCAUCAAAGCCAUCACCCGCGACUUGACCUCCCCUACCGCCAAAGCCCUCCUCAACGCCGGGGUCAUUCUUACCCAAGGCAACUACGACAACGAAGAAACUCUCCAAACAGCUCUCAAAGACUGCACCAGUCUCUUCCUCAACCUGAUGCCCAGCUUCACCGACCCCAACCACGAAUUCGAACAAGCCAAGAAAAUCCUCUCUAUCGCCAAACAAGCCGGUGUGAAGCAGGUCAUCUACUCCAGUGCCUUUGGUGUCAACCAGCCUGAACUUUUCGAUCCAAGCAGUUUCGUCGGAAAGGUUCUUCUAGGCAAGAAGGCGAUUGAAAACCACGUCCGCGAUGCUGGGUUCGAACACUGGACAGUUCUUCGGCCGGGAAAUUUCAUGUCCAACUUCCUUUUACCCAAUGUGUUGAUGUAUGGGGGGUUGGUGGAGACGGGACGGUAUACGACUGCCUGGACGAAAGAUACUGUCCUCCCCAUGGUUGAUCCGAAUGAUAUUGGCCAAUUUGGAGCAGCUGCCGUGUUGGAUCCAGUCAGAUUCAAUCAGAAGGAAAUCGAAAUUGCAUCAGAACUUAUGACAGUCAACGAUGUGAUGCUGUGUCUGUCCAAGGCUGCCGGAAAGGAUUUGCAGGCUGUAUAUCUGACAGACAAGGAGAUUGAGGAGCAGAGUGCACAGAACCCGCUUAUCGACAUGCAGGUGAUGAUGCGUGGAAUGGCACGAUUUGUGGAUAUGGAGAGCCUCAAGGCGUGGAAGAUUGAAUUGGGAAGUUUUGAGCAGUUUUUGGAGAGAGAAAAGGAGAGGGUUGAGCAGACUUACAUUGGCUUACCGUGAAACUGUUGCCUGGUCUGAUAUAGUACAUCAAAUACUCGAUACAGUGAAUAAAUUGAGACAGGCUACUUUUUUAUUUCACUAUGGUAAUUUAGUGUAGUCGCCCAUAUCUGGACGAGCCCAUUUAAAUAUAUAUCUGUAGACUACACGUGACAGAUCAUGACCCAUAUUUUCUGCCUAUUCUAGGCCAUUCCCAUAUAUUAAUUGAAUUUUAG
Molecule: messenger RNA, 1151 nt
Organism: Aspergillus wentii DTO 134E9
Lineage: Eukaryota; Fungi; Ascomycota; Eurotiomycetes; Eurotiales; Aspergillaceae
Product: NmrA/HSCARG family protein
Exons: 1
Coding region: 31-939 (302 amino acids)
Source: RefSeq, a predicted model, not a curated record